Messenger RNA from Lontra canadensis (Northern American river otter), 489 nucleotides. RefSeq names its product 60S ribosomal protein L32-like. The transcript is spliced from 2 exons. The coding region runs from base 1 to 489 and encodes 162 amino acids. Lineage: Eukaryota; Metazoa; Chordata; Mammalia; Carnivora; Mustelidae. Gene Ontology annotation, cellular component: ribosome; cytosolic large ribosomal subunit. Gene Ontology annotation, molecular function: structural constituent of ribosome. Gene Ontology annotation, biological process: translation. The record is from RefSeq and is a predicted model, not a curated record.
AUGAGACUGAGUGGUGGUAGCUCUCUCCUACUCAGCAUCACGGCCACCCUCAGACCUCUGGUGAAGUUCAAGAUUGUUAAAAAGAGGACCAAGAAGUUUAUCCAGCACCAGCCCAACCAAUAUGUCAAAAUUAAGUGCAGCUGGUGGAAAUCCAGAGGCAUUGACAAGAGGGUACACAGAAAAUUCAAGGGCCAGAUCUUGAGGCCCAACACUGGUUAUGGGAGCAACAAGAAAGCAAAGUACAUGGUGCCCAGUGGCUUCCAGAAGUUCCUCAUCCACAAUGUCAAGAAGCUUGAAGUACUGCUGAUACGCAACAAAUCUUACUGUGCAGAGAUUGCUCACAAUGGCUCCUCUAAGAACCACAAAGCUAUUAUGGAAAGAGCCACCCGGCUGGCCAUCAGAGUCACCAGUCCCGAUGCCAGGAUGUGCAAGGAAGAAAAUGAAGAAAUAGCUUAUGUGCAUAUCAUAUUUGUGUUAAUAAGACCAUAG